GCAGCGGCCUGCAAGCAUGCAGCACGAGGCGGAUUCCAGUGGGCUUGGUGGGCUGUGCCUCCAGGCCACGUUUCUUGGAGGCGGAGUCAUAAUGGCAGACGGUGAGCUCUCUGUCCCCCCUGAGCAGUUCACCCAAAUCAAAGAACCAGAGUUGAUACCAGACAGGGCCCUGGAGGAGGAGGAAGACGAGGAAAAUCACGGGGUGUGCCAAGUAAAGGAACAGUCUGACUCUGCGGGUUUGGAGGUGGAGAGUGUUCAGGGGUCCCUCCAGACCACGAUCCUGGAGGAGGUGCCAGAGCUGGUGCUGACUGCCCCGGAGGAGAGCGAGACGCACAUCCUGACCCUGCAGACCGUGCACUUCCCCUCGGAAGAGGCUGAACUGCAGGACCUCAGCUGGCUGGAUCCCCAGCAGGAGGGCGAGAUGCAGGUAAUGGUGCACCAGGCUGAUAGUGGGGUGCAGUCGCUGGUGUGGUUCGGGGAGGUGGCCCAGCAGAGCCUGCACCAAUGUGUCCUCAAUGUCCAGGAGGAGGUAUACUCGCUGCAGGAGAUAGAGGUGAUGCAGUUUCAGCUUCUGGAGGAGACUGUGACCAGGGCCGGUGAAGACUGUAAGACUGCAGUGAGCCUGGAAGAAAGCACUGGAUCCAUAAAGUUCCAGAAAGGUCAGGAAGAGGAGCAGCUGCUCGCUGAAGGUGGAUUCAGUGAAAAUACAGAAGAGCAGUUUUUUCUUGUGGAAGCAAGGCCAGGAGAUGAAGGAAGAGAUGAAAUCGUUCUGACAUUUUCAAACUUAAAUAUGGAAGAACAAAAAGAGAAACCUGAACUGGAUCAAGCACACCUUGAAAAACCCAGCACUACGAAAAAUCAAAAAAAGGCAAAGGAAGUAAAACAAACCUUCCACUGCAACUUGUGCAAGUUCACCUCUUCUAGAAUUUCCAGUUUCAAUCGUCACAUGAAAACUCACAGCACUGAGAAGCCCCACGUGUGUCACCUUUGUCUGAAAGCUUUCCGUACAGCUACGCUCCUUCGGAACCAUGUCAACACCCAUACAGGAACCAGGCCCCACAAGUGUGGUGAUUGUGACAUGGCAUUUGUCACCAGUGGAGAACUCCUCCGGCACAGACGUUAUAAACACACUCACGAGAAACCCUUUAAAUGUUCCGUGUGCAAGUACGCUAGUGUAGAAGCGAGCAAGUUGAAGCGCCACAUCCGCUCGCACACGGGUGAGCGCCCGUUUCAGUGCUCCCUCUGCAGCUAUGCCAGCAAGGACACCUACAAGCUGAAGCGGCACAUGAGAACACAUUCAGGUGAGAAGCCCUACGAAUGCCACAUCUGCCAUGCCCGCUUCACCCAGAGCGGGACCAUGAAGAUGCACAUCGAGCAGAAGCACAGCGAGAAUGUCCCCAAGUACCAGUGCCCACACUGCACCACCGUCAUCGCCAGAAAGAGCGACCUGCGUGUCCAUUUGCGCAACCUGCACACAUACAAGACUGCAGAGAUGAAGUGCCGUUACUGCCCUGCUGUCUUCCACGAUCGCUACAAUCUCAUCCAGCACCAGAAAACUCACAAAAAUGAGAAGAGAUUCAAGUGUGACUACUGCAGCUAUGCCUGCAAGCAGGAACGUCAUAUGACAGUUCACAUACGUACCCAUACCGGAGAGAAGCCAUUUGUCUGUCUCUCCUGCAAUAAAUGUUUCCGACAGCAGCAGCUUCUAAAUGCGCACUUCAAGAAAUACCACGAUGCCAAUUUCGUCCCGACUGUUUAUGAAUGCCCCAAGUGUGGCAAAGGUUUUUCCCGCUGGAGCAACAUGCACAGACACUCGGAAAAAUGUAACUCCGGGCAGGAAAAGCCUGCCACCGUGGAAGAAGAAAGAACAAUGAAGAAGCCCGCCAACCCAAGAGAGCCAGCCAAGGAAGACGAAGCCACAGCCGAGGAGGUAUCCCUGGUGAGUGGAGAGCUGUACCCAGAAGAGACGGUGCCCAUUGAUUUCCUCGAAGCCAAGACCGAAGGCGAGGACCUGGAGGAAGACCUGGCCUGUGACAUGAUCCUGGCCUUGAUGGAUAAGUGAUAGGAGGCAGGGUUCAGUCUCACAGCCACGGAAUUCUUAAAUAGAGUUACAAGGUUUUAGCACUGUGUUUGAAACAAUUGAAUUCAUCAUAGCGAAUUAUCAUAGUUUUUUCUAUAGCUUGUGGUAGUGCCUAAAAUUCUUUGCCUAUUUUCAACUGGAUGUUGCAAAACAUUGCAGAUAUUGGAUGAAGGGCCCAAAUCCUGAAUUGGAGGAUAAAACCUCAACCUAUGAAUUCGUUUGCUUGAUGCAGACAACAUGGCCCAUGAUGAACGAGCAGUUAUUUUUGGAUAAGAGUUAUUUCCAUCGUAGUAUUGACUAUUUAGUGUUUCAGCAAAUAGUUUCAAACAUGGGAAACUAUAGGUUACAUUGGACACACCCAUGAUAUUUCUGAUAUUAUAAGUUUUAACACUAAAGACUACUUUUGUGUCCGUUUUUUAAUAUAAAUAAAUUUCCAUAAAAUUUAAGGCUAAAUUUAAAAUGUAAUGAUUUUAGUUAGUUUUAAGUUCAACAUGAAAUAUCUUAAUGUUAUUUUAAAAACUGAAUAGAAAUAAGAAACUUUAAACUGGAAAAUGAUGAGUAAAUUUUUUACUUUAGUUGAUGAGCAAGACUCGAUUUUAGAUUUUGUAUUCUUUCUUCAUGUCAUUAUUUGGCAUGUAUGAAACCCCUCCCCCCAUUACAUUCCAUUAUUGCUUAUUAAUUACUAGAUCAAUUGGUCACCCUUUUGUUUUGCUAAAACACCUUUGUUUAUAUUUUUUAAAUAAUUGGCAGAGAAAAAACAUAAAUACCCAAUAAUGCGAAUGUGUACCUGUAAAGAAUUUGUACUUUUUUAGAGCUCCCUAUAAUGAAUAUUUCUCUUUUGCCAAUUGAGUUUUCCCACAUUUGAGCAGCACAUGAAAUGCCUCUUUUACUUAAAAUUAACUAGUACCUAUCUUUAUAGUGAGGGUUUCCCAUGUGCCUCAGGGUAGAGAACCUGCCUGCAAAUGCAGGAGACUCGGGUUCAAUCCCUGGGUGGAAAGAGCUCCUGGAGGAGGAAAUGGCAACCCACUCCAGUAUUCUUGCCUGGAGAAUCCCAUGGACAGAGGAGUCUGGUGGGCUACAGUCCAUGGGGUUGCAAAAGAGUCAGACAUGACAGCAACUAAACAUUUAUACUGAGUCAUGUUUUUCUUCUUAGCUCAGCAACUGCUUUUGCUGUGAACUCUUCCCCCCACCCCAUAUUUUAAAAUCAUUUAUAGGCCCUAAAUUCUUGUUUUUAGCUUCAUUGAGAUGUAAUUGACAAAAUUGUAAGGUUUUUAAAGUGUACCUUGUGAUGACUUGAUUAACAAUUUGAUGUACCCAUACAUUGUAAAAGAAUUUCUUCCAUCUCAUUAACUAAAUUCAAAUUCUUAAAGUGCUGAUCUGCCCAAAUUCAGAAGGCCCAUGUAAGGUGAACAUAUGGAAGCAAUUUCCUAGCAGGAAAGACAGUAUAUUCAUUUUAUGACAGUGAAUUAAUUGAAAUCACACAAUAAGACUUAAGUCGCAUGCUCUGCUGUAUGCUACAAUUGGAUCUAUUUGAA
Molecule: messenger RNA, 3615 nt
Organism: Odocoileus virginianus texanus
Lineage: Eukaryota; Metazoa; Chordata; Mammalia; Artiodactyla; Cervidae
Source: RefSeq, a predicted model, not a curated record